Mangifera indica (mango) is the source of this 855-nucleotide messenger RNA. RefSeq names its product pathogen-related protein-like. The coding region runs from base 52 to 768 and encodes 238 amino acids. NCBI's taxonomy places the organism in Eukaryota, Viridiplantae, Streptophyta, Magnoliopsida, Sapindales, Anacardiaceae. The transcript has 4 exons. The record is from RefSeq and is a predicted model, not a curated record.
GUACCUUGAAAUUUCACCAUUAAUCUUAAUCUUGCUCAUAUAGCUCCUUCAAUGGCGUCUUCAGGUGUAAAGGGAGACAAGUAUCGUUCCUUCUUGAACGAUGAAGAUGAGAAGAAUACCACCUGGAAAUUCGGCACUCCUCCUACUUAUGAAGUUGUCAACAAGCUCUUUGAAGAAGGCAGAACCAAGAUUUGGCCUGCUGGGUCACUCGAAGAAAAAGUUCAGAAUCUUGUCAAGGCAUGGGAAACCGAAAUCAUGCACAAGACGGACCCCAAAGAUUUUAAGACAAUGGAUAUAGAGAAAUAUACCUUCAGCCUGAAUGGAAGGAAGGCUAUGAAUCUGCAGGAAAUUGGAAAGGUUGGUGGAGGAUACAAUCCGCAUUUUCAGACUUCAUUGCCAAAGGAGCUGAGAGUGUAUGAUCCUGAAGAAGAAACAUCAGUUUCAUCUCACGCAGCUUUGACCACAACUUUUCCAAGAGGGUUUGCUCUGGAGGUUCUCCAGGUUUACAGUGGGCCUCCAGUUAUCGCUUUCAAGUUCAGGCACUGGGGUUACAUGGAAGGUCCAUUCAAGGGCCAUGCUGCCACUGGAGAAUUGAUUGAAUUCUAUGGCAUUUGCAUCUUUGAGGUGAAUGAAGAGAUGAAAGUGGUGAAGGUGGAGUUCUUUUAUGAUCGUGGAGAAUUGCUUGGAGCUCUUAUUAAGGGUGCUAAAAUUGAUGCCUCUGUUGAAGAAGCAACUUCAAGGUGCCCUGUCCUCAGGAGCACUGGCUAGUUCAUAGAAUUGUUUAAUGAAAAUUAUAAAUAUAUACAAGGAAUAAAAUUAAUAAAUAAUAUAAAAUUCAAUAAAUUAUUAAAAGUA